Messenger RNA from Penicillium lagena, 1902 nucleotides. RefSeq lists its product as uncharacterized. Bases 1 to 1902 code for a protein of 633 amino acids. Gene Ontology annotation, biological process: tRNA aminoacylation for protein translation. NCBI's taxonomy places the organism in Eukaryota, Fungi, Ascomycota, Eurotiomycetes, Eurotiales, Aspergillaceae. Gene Ontology annotation, molecular function: aminoacyl-tRNA ligase activity; ATP binding. The record is from RefSeq and is a predicted model, not a curated record. The transcript has 4 exons.
AUGACCGAGGACCUCCUCUCCGGCAUGGCCGCCCACAUCCACGCCUUCAAUGAGAAAUCGGGAACCCUCAAUCCCACACCCGUUAACUUCACCGCGCCCUUCCGCCGCAUCGACUUCAUCUCCGGCAUCGAAUCCCAAAUCAACCGCAAACUCCCCGAUCUGACCUCACCCUCCGCUCUCUCUGAAACCCGCCACCUAUUCGACGCCCUCUCCCUUCCCCUCCCCGAAAACCCAACCCUCCCGCGCCUCCUCGACGAGCUAGCCGCCAUCUACCUCGAGCCCCAAUGCAAAGACCCAACUUUCCUCAUCAAUCCGCCAGAAUGCCUCUCCCCACUCUCCAAAUCUUUUAUUCAUCCAACCACGCACCAGCGCGUUGCGGCGCGCGGGGAACUUUUCAUCGAAGGCAAGGAGGUCGUCAAUACCUAUGAAGAAGAGAACUCGCCGUUUGAGCAGCGCCGCAAGUUCGAGGACCAGCAGCGGUAUUCCAGGGAAUCCGGCGAGCCUGGUGAAGUCGAUGAGAGUUAUCUCGAGGCGCUGGAAUGGGGAUUACCCUCGACUGGAGGGUGGGGGUGUGGUGUUGAUCGGUUGGUGAUGCUGUUCACGGGAGCGCAGCGCAUUGGGGAUGUAUUGCCGUUUGGGAAUUUGAGGGCUGUGACGAAAAAACCGACGGGGGAUAAUAAUCACGUCCAGCCCUCGUUCGGCGCGGCCCGAUCUCGCGGGGAAAGAAAACUUUCUCCUUCACCCAGUUUCAACAUCAUGACGAAGGGAAUCCAGGACGCAACGGUGGCCCAGGCGGUUACGGUGAGCCUGCAGGAGCUGAUUGACGGCACUGUCUCCUUCGACACGCUGACCGAAGCCUUCGGGCCGUCCUCCCUGGGGAUUAUCGUCGUUAAGGACCUCCCAGCGGACUUUGUGAAAUUGCGCGCCCAGGUCCUCUCCAAUGCGUCGUAUCUCGCUGCUCUUCCCGCCGAGGAACUAGAAUCCCUGGAAAGCCCCGAAUCCAAGUACCUCGUUGGCUGGUCCUGCGGCAAAGAAACCCUCAAGACAGGGCACUUCGACACGCUGAAGGGAUCCUACUACGUCAACUGCGCCUUCUACCAAGACCCCUCUCUGCAAAGCGCACCAGCAGACGGUUUCCCGGAUUUGCCGCAGUACACAGCGCCCAACAUUUGGCCGUCUGGCUCGCGUCUGCCCGGUUUUCAAGACGGGCUCGAGCAGCUCUGCGCGCUGAUUAUUCGCACCGCGGCGCUCGUUGCGCAGGCUUGUGAUCGCUACGCUGAGGCUAAUAUCGACGGCUACAAACCUGGUUAUUUGCAUCAUGUCGUUACGACCAGUUUGACUACCAAGGCGAGGCUGUUGCAUUAUUUCCCGGCGCCGGAGACAGAGGCGCAGAAGGGCUCUGGGCGUGAGGGUGAGGGUGAGGAUGAGGAUGAGGAUGAUGAUGAUGAUGAUGAUGAUUGGUGUGCUACCCAUAUCGACCAUGGCUGUCUGACGGGUCUCACGUCGGCAAUGUUCCUCGACGAAGCUGCUUCGCCUCCUACUCUACCUGCAUCUUCAUCUUCAUCCUCCCUCCCUCUCCUCCACGAACUCCCCCGCUCGCCAGACCCGCAGGCAGGCCUCUACAUCGCCUCCCGCACGGGCGAUAUCGUCAAAGUCAACAUCCCCAAGGACUGCCUCGCUUUCCAAACAGGGGAGGCCCUCCAACUCAUCACGCAGGGCAAGUUCCGUGCCGUCCCACACUUUGUGCGUGGUGCGCGGCGCCCGGACACGGCGGAGUUUAGGAAUGCGAGGAUUGCGCGCAAUACCCUGGCUGUUUUUACCCAGCCGAAUCUGGCGGAGGAGGUGCAGGCGGGUGUUUCUUUUGCAGAGUUUGCCAGGGGGGUUGUGCAGAGGAAUUAUUAA